UAGAAUCUCGGAAUAAGCGUCCGGGAAAACUACUUACGAAAUGUAAAAUUUUAUGUAAAAAGCAUUUUACUGUGCUGCAUAGGCGACUAACUUGUCUUGUUAACUAAGUUUAACACCCCAAUUCUAUGAAAACAGGCUUGGAAAUCUAGCACACACCUUGACUAUCACACUAUAUUAUUUUAGCACUAGUGAUCUUAUAAAAAACAUGAGUUAUUUCUAGAAAUCUCUAUUAAAUUUACCUCAAGCACCUCAAGUUCUGAGAUUCACAGAAUGAUGAAUUUCAUCAUCAUUGCUUGGGGCAGCUGUGUCAAAACAAAAAUGUAAACAAAUAUGGCGGAAGAUUUGGAAAAUAUAAGCGUUGGUCAUUUUCGCUCGUUAGACCUGCCAAAAAAUCUUGCGCUGAGGGUAAAGUUACGGAAAGUUACAGCUGCAAGUGCCAUUCCUGUUGCAAGUGUUUCAAGGCUCGGUUCUACGGCGGAUAACUUGAGAAGUGUCGAGGAUGUUGGACAAGAAGCUAUAGAAAUGGGUCGUAUGAGCAGACCCGGUCAGAGCUCGAAUUCUGCGGAUCAGGAGGAAAUUGUCGUAAAAUGGCAAGAAAAACUUUUUAGUCAGCGGGAAGAAGAGUUUUAUGCCAACCGUCAAAAUUGUUAUUCUGUCCUACAAGAACAGUACCAUAAUAAUGUAACAAAUUUAAGGAAGAAAAAUGGUUACCGUAAUCACAAGAUAUUCACCUAUGUUGAUAAUGAUGAUUAUGCAAACACGGAAGAGAUUUGUAAAACUAUGACAACAAACCCCAAUGAAUUACCACAUUAUUUAACAAACAACAUGGCUCAUGUACGAAGACGGAACAUUGACAGAAGAUCAGCCAGGAAUCGAAUGGGUCACCAUGGUCCAAGGACUAAUAUUGUUACAGAUGAUCAAAGAGAACUUGCGAAAAGAAACAAUCAUGUGAUAUCAACACCCUUCAAAAUGAUGUACAUUAUGGCAGAUUUGAGCGUGGAUGGCAGAAUUGGGACUCUGGAUGACGAGUAUAUCCUUUGCUCUAUCAAGACUGAUGGCACUGGUCAAAUCACGAUUAAACCUGACCUCAAUACAAGUAAAUCUCCCUACAGGAUACAGACUUCAGGCGAUCUAAAAGAGGUUUAUGAAUAUACGAUAGAACAUGCUUCUCAAGAAAUGACGCGGGAUGAAAAAGAACAAGAAAUCAAAAGCUAUGAUGAGCUUUACAACAGACAUGCAAUGUAUUUGGCGAGUCAAGUCGGAACCGAAUUUCAACCUCUGCCACAAGCAGGAGUUCUUAACACGUCGAUAUUUGGUGAAAUUGUUUCAGCUGAAAAUUUUGAAUACGAUGGUUUAUACGUUCACUUUUUCAUCGAGCUUCCUCAGCAUUGGUCAUCGCAAGGUUCCCCUCAUCUUUCUGGCGUCACACAAACAUGUUUCGUCAAGUCAACUGAGAAGAGCGAUGUCGCACAUUUUUCAUAUCCAUUUGAGUUCCACGUCAGCUAUCAACCUCCUGAAAAUGAUGAUGAGGAUUUCAUUCGUUGGCCAACAUUAUUUUUGGAAGUGCUCUCUGUUGACCAAUGGGAGAGAUUCAGAACGGAGGGUUAUGGGUAUAUUACGUUACCAAAUAAAGCUGGCACUCAUGACAUCACCGUCAACACGUGGCGGCCGACCGGGAAUGGCCUGGUACCAAAAAUGCGACGUUUCUUCAUUGGCGGAUCCCCGGAACUGGAAGACGUCACUUACGUUAAACAACCAGCGGGAAGCGACGAUCAAAGAGUUCUGAGCAAGUUUGGCUUCAGAACAGCGACAUCAGGAAGUGUUAAAGUGAAGCUCAACAUUAUACAACAAUAUCAAGGGUUUAUGGAUAACCGGAAAACUAAGAAGAAAGUUCGCACAAUGUUACAUGGAAUACGUGGAUUUGGUGUGAUGGAGUCUCUGGCACAAGUUUUAGAUGCCUUCCAAAGAGCAAGGAAACGCAUGCAAACAGCCCGGGAGACGCUUCCAUCAGUUAGGUAGCGCUCGGUAUACGUAAAAUUCCGUGUCACGACGUACAGCGAACGUCUGUUUCCGAGACGGAUACGAUCCUCACCUUGCAACAAACUUCGAUGGAUUGAAAGCUAUGACAGACCUUAUGACAUACACUAUACGCAAAGUUUCGCCAAAAACCUGGUUUAACCAGCUUUUGAAAACAAUAUUUAAUAUCUAACUAUAUUUACUU
Molecule: messenger RNA, 2221 nt
Organism: Dendronephthya gigantea
Lineage: Eukaryota; Metazoa; Cnidaria; Anthozoa; Malacalcyonacea; Nephtheidae
Product: Meckel syndrome type 1 protein-like
Exons: 21
Coding region: 331-2019 (562 amino acids)
Biological process (GO): cilium assembly
Cellular component (GO): MKS complex
Source: RefSeq, a predicted model, not a curated record